GGUGGAAACGCCCACAACUGACGGUAUUUUGUUUUCGCGCCCUUAUUUUUCAUUUGGUUCACUAGGCGCGAAAGCUGGUUCACUACGCGCACCAAAACGCGCUCCUGUAAACAUUAGAACGCAAGGCCGUUCGACCAUUCACAGCGUCACACUCCCUAGCAUUCCAUAAAAAGAUGUUUCGUCUACAAAUGAGCGCGUCACCAGAAGAGCUGGCACCAAAGAUCUUCCUUGAACUUAAUAACAUUGAUUACACGUUGUCAUCUACAAAUUCCUCCAUUAGUGUUAGCGAGAUUUCCGAGACUAAAUCCGAACCCACUUUUCAAAAUCAAACCGACUCAGAAUCAGAGAACCUUCCGGAAGAUUCUUGGUUCGAAGGUAUCCUUUUGGUCACCGUUAUUGCAUGCUGUGCGUUUGUAAUCGGCUUACUUGUGGGAACCGCUGGUGUCGUGUUUUUUUGAGUUCAUUGUUUUGACUAUGUCCGAAAUACCAAUCGAAGUCGCGUCGUCCGUUGUGGCAUCACCGGAUACCACAAAAUCAUCUAUAAAUGAAGAGACAAUGAUCGAUGCCCUCGAACUAUGCAUUACGGGCAAGCGUAUUCCUUACAACAACACUGUUGAGUCUGAUGUUCACGAUGUCCUUGACCGUGCUACUGUUACUCCCACAUCCGAGAUUGAGAUGGAGGGUAUUGAUACCAACAUUAUUGCCAGCGAAGUUUGCCGUCGUAUUCUACUUCAUAAGUUAAGCGAUACACAAUGUGAAUUACUGAAGGCGGCUAUUACGGUAAGUGGUAGAAAUACGUUUACAAAAGAAGCCGUCGAUCAAGUAAUGGACGAGGUCAACAUGGAGAUACAGGACACCCCGAUUAGUAAAAAACGAAAACGCGAUGAUUCUUUCUUCGACACCAUGAAUUCUACAUGCAUCCUAAAGGAAGCUGCAAAACGUUUGCUUCAAGAUAAUGUCAAACCCGGUGACGGAGACGUCGUGUCUUAUGCAGUUGCAUUUUGGAACAACUUCUUCCGCCCCAGAUUGGUGUCACCUUUGCGCCGCGCGCUGCCAGCAGUCAAAGAAGAGUAAUCGUACAUAAUAAGAGGAACACAUAUAAAUUUAAAAACACA
This is a messenger RNA of Seminavis robusta, 1115 nucleotides long. The record is from the annotation of a GenBank genome assembly. NCBI's taxonomy places the organism in Eukaryota, Bacillariophyta, Bacillariophyceae, Naviculales, Naviculaceae.